UCCUGCUGUCCCAUUUCAGUCUGUUCCCUCCACUGUAAUAACUGAACCCCUCCCUCUCUACGUAAUCCUACGUGAACUUCGGCAGGAGAAAGUUUUUGGGCGAAAACGUAGCCCUGUCUGUGUGGAGUGGAUGUAUGGUAAUCGGCCUUUGGAAGAAAAUAACUUGACAUUUUGGCUUGAUAAAUGGAUUUUAACAAAGCUUUGUGGCGCUGUAGAAUUGUAUAGCCCAUUGAAGUGCAGAAGCGUUUGUUCCAACUUUCGUUUUUAACUUGUGGCGUUCUGUUUUAUUUUUCUCCGACCAAAAGAGACAUUGGGGGAGAACCGUAUUUACCGGUGACAGUUUUCAAGGGAAAGGGAAAACAAGCGGAUUUUAUGCUGAAGAAAAGCAGAAACUCCCCAGGAGAAAUGAGAGUGUAAUUUUGACCUUCGUGUAUGUUGAGCAAUACUUUUUAAGGCAUUUCUUAACCUCUUAAACGUUACAAAUAAGUGUAAGAAGAACAUUGGAAAGUGUACUGGUUUUGUUAAAGGUCGUAGUUUCUGAUAAUUCACCCAAAACUUUGAAAGACAUUAUGGCGAAGAAGUACGACUUCCUUUUCAAAUUAUUACUCAUCGGAGAUAGUGGAGUGGGGAAAACAUGUCUGAUUAUUCGAUUUGCUGAGGACAACUUCAACUCAACCUACAUAUCAACUAUCGGCAUCGACUUUAAAGUAAAGACGAUAGACGUGGAGGGAAAGAAAGUCAAACUGCAAGUCUGGGACACAGCAGGGCAGGAGAGGUUUAAGACCAUCACUACAGCCUACUACAGAGGAGCUAUGGGCAUCAUCCUGGUGUAUGACAUCACAGACGAGAAGUCCUACGAGAACAUUCAGAACUGGAUGAAGAGCAUCAAGGAGAAUGCAUCAGCGGGGGUCAGCCGGAUGUUGCUAGCUAACAAGUGUGACAUUGAGGCCAAGAGGAAGGUAUCCAAGGAAACGGGGGAAAAGCUGGCAAAGGAUCAUGGGAUCAGAUUCUUUGAGACCAGUGCAAAGGCCAGCAUUAAUGUUGAUGAGUCUUUUAUGGCUUUGGCUCGAGAUAUUCUACUGAAGUCCAGCAAGAAGCCGGGCCCCACAGGUCGCGAGGUCAAAAUCACCAACGCUGAGAAGAAAUCCUCCAAAUGUCUCCUACUGUAGAGGCAGAGCUGGCCUGUCCUGCCUGACUCUUCGUUGCCUGAGGGAACUAUCACAUAUAGGAACAAUAUUAUUGCAAAGGAAAUGGUUUCAAAGGCGCAAUCCACAAGUUCUCUGUCCCCUGUGGCAACAAAAUCCAUUUCAAACACUAUUGACUUGAAAAAAAUAUUUAUGUUUUCAUUUACUUCCCCCUCCCCUUUAAAAAGUGCUAACUACACUUUUUUUGACCAGAAAGCGAACUUCUGGAUUGCACUUUUAAUGACCAUGAAACUAUGUUGAGGUGGUCCAAGGGCAUUUUACAGAGGAAUAUCCAGUGGUUUGUUUAAACAAUAGGAUGAACACCACCUUGAUUUCAACCAAAACAUGUUUUCUAUCAACUGUCUUCAAUCUCCUGCAAUGGCUUUGUUGUCUUGGUGACUGACUGAUUGACAUGGUAUGUUUACACUCCACCAGAGCCAUACAGAGUUAAGGAAAAUAUCUUCCAUGUUGGCUCCACAUGUUCCAUGAGGCAACAUUCCAAAAUGAAUUCCUUCUACAAUGAUCUGUUGAACUAGAUUUUUUGGAACCAACAUGGUGGUCGAUCAAAUUCUAAAUCCCAAACUGAGUUUGCUGAACUCUGUAAACCCAUGGCUCUGGACUUCACACUGUAGAGUAGUGGUACACAGCUCCUUAAUGGAACAAGAGUCUGCUGUGUUUCAUUCUAUCUCUCUAUGUCAAUUAUUUUUCCUUGAUUAACCAGGAACAUUAACAAGUGACCUUUCAGUCAAACUGCCAAUCACAUUCUUGCUUUUUGAUUGAACAGUUGAUGUAACAGUAGAUUGUCUCGAGAGUGUAAUCACUGGGCUCCUCGGAUCGAAAUGAGUUCCUGAUGGAGAGACAAGGUCAAAAAGCAGCAGGUAUUACUGUAACAUUAAAGGUAACUACUACCAUAAUGAGGACCCUAGAGGACCUGAGUUGUGCACCGCUGCCAUAGAAUCACUUUUCAGUGUCAUAGCCAAAGAAUUUAAAUUAGGACAACACACAGACAUUCCUUUCCAUUUGUUUUAUUUCUAUGUUCAUAGCAGCUCAUAGCUGUUUAGGAGGAGCAUUCAAGAGAGUGACGGGAGUUUAGAUCUAUAUGUUCUAACUAUGGUGAUGGUAUAUUAUGCUCUUAAAGGGAUAGUUCACCCUGAAUUGUAAUUUUGGCUGUGUUUUCCACACUACGUAAAGAUGAGUGAUCUGGGUUGUGCCUGUUGUAAACUAUUCUUCUACUACAUAAAGUGUGGUACAUGGUUGGACUGAGGAUGUGGAAGAGGGAGACAGGGAAGUGCAAGAGGAGAGGAGUGAUGAGAGAAUGAGAUGGAUAGAUGAAGCAAGGGAACAAAAACACGAGUAAAGCAAGUGUCAUAGAGACAGGGAUGGAAUGAUGCUGAUGAGAGUUGGACAUAGAGGGAUGAGAUGUUCUCUUUUUUGCUGAUAGACAUACUGACCAUUUCUGAUCUGAUAGACAAACGGACCUUUUCUGAUCUGAUAGACAUACUGACCCUUUCUGAUCUGAUAGACAUACUGACCCUUUCUGAUCUGAUAGACAUACUGACCCUUUCUGAUCUGAUAGACAUACUGACCCUUUCUGAUCUGAUAGACAAACUGACCCUUUCUGAUCUGAUAGACAAACUGACCCUUUCUGAUCUGAUAGACAAACUGACCCUUUCUGAUCUGAUAGACAUACUGACCCUUUCUGAUCUGAUAGACAAACUGACCCUUUCUGAUCUGAUAGACACACUGACCCUUUCUGAUCUGAUAGACAUACUGACCCUUUCUGAUCUGAUAGACAUACUGACCCUUUCUGAUCUGAUAGACAUACUGACCCUUUCUGAUCUGAUAGACAUACUGACCCUUUCUGAUCUGAUAGACAUACUGACCCUUUCUGAUCUGAUAGACAAACUGACCCUUUCUGAUCUGAUAGACAUACUGACCCUUUCUGAUCUGAUAGACAUACUGACCCUUUCUGAUCUGAUAGACAUACUGACCCUUUCUGAUCUGAUAGACAUACUGACCCUUUCUGAUCUGAUAGACAUACUGACCCUUUCUGAUCUGAUAGACAAACUGACCCUUUCUGAUCUGAUAGACACACUGACCCUUUCUGAUCUGAUAGACAUACUGACCCUUUCUGAUCUGAUAGACAUACUGACCCUUUCUGAUCUGAUAGACAUACUGACCCUUUCUGAUCUGAUAGACAUACUGACCCUUUCUGAUCUGAUAGACAAACUGACCCUUUCUGAUCUGAUAGACAUACUGACCCUUUCUGAUCUGAUAGACAUACUGACCCUUUCUGAUCUGAUAGACAUACUGACCCUUUCUGAUCUGAUAGACAUACUGACCCUUUCUGAUCUGAUAGACAAACUGACCCUUUCUGAUCUGAUAGACAAACUGACCCUUUCUGAUCUGAUAGACAUACUGACCCUUUCUGAUCUGAUAGACAAACUGACCUUUUAUCUCAUGCACCUGUUCAACAGCUUUGGAAAAAAAGAAACACCCUUCCUUCCUCUUUCAGACAGACCAGGGCCCUGGUCCAAUGCACCCCUGGAGGUAAUCACUGAUGUACUACUGGAUAGAUUUGCAAAUAUAUCUCUCCAUAUAUCAUUUACUGUACUGUGAUUGGACAAGACUUCCACCUCGAUACUUUCACCAAUCCAAACGUGUCAGAUCAGUGAUAACUCUGAAGGAAGGAAUGAUGUCUCUUCCCAUGCCAGACACUACAUAAUCAUUACUGUGCCAGCAAGCUUCUCUGUCUAUGGGUUCAUUUCAAUACUCUAAAGUGGCUUCUGGGAAGAAGUUGAGGGGAAGAAGCUACUCCAGACUAUUGAGAUGAUGCACCCUGUGUGUUUUUACUCUGAUAUCUCACUGUCCCCUCCCUCACCUUUCCUCUUUUCCUUCACACACAUGUUCAUCCUAUCCACUAUUCCUUGUCUGAUCAAUUAUCUUAUGACCAAUGUAUACUAUUCUACAUAGGCGCUGCUUAGCCUAUUCAAUAAAAGACUGUCAAAAAGAA
This is a messenger RNA of Oncorhynchus mykiss (rainbow trout), 4197 nucleotides long. Its product is annotated as ras-related protein Rab-13. Lineage: Eukaryota; Metazoa; Chordata; Actinopteri; Salmoniformes; Salmonidae. Gene Ontology annotation, molecular function: GTPase activity; GTP binding. The record is from RefSeq and is a predicted model, not a curated record.